Molecule: messenger RNA, 3085 nt
Organism: Exserohilum turcica Et28A
Lineage: Eukaryota; Fungi; Ascomycota; Dothideomycetes; Pleosporales; Pleosporaceae
Exons: 4
Coding region: 67-2946 (959 amino acids)
Source: RefSeq, a predicted model, not a curated record
GCCGUCUUCUCUCAUACCGUGACUUCCUUCUGAACACAUACUAGAGUAUACGAAGACGACAGCACGAUGCCGCGAAUCAGCGACAUCUGGCUACCAUGCCUCAUCCUUCUUGUGUUUUGGGCGCGCCCCACUGCAGCUUUUGGUGCGGGCAACAUCGCGAGCCUGAGUUCCAUUGAGGGACAGAACUGGCGCCAUGGAGAUAUCGAAGAUACGCUGCUUACGCUACUUAUCAGCGGCCGCACUGGCAAGAAGUUCAGCAAAAUGGACGUCAAGCGCGUCUACUUUGGCAACUGGCUCCGCGACUACUCGCAGGCAGUUGAUGUCGGCACUGUCAAGAUGGUGUCAGCAGAGGCUAUUCGCAUUCUUCUUUGGAUCCUGGGAUUCAUGAGCUUCGGAUACGGCACCAAGGAGUUCGAAGUCACUCGCGACCGUCUCGGCUGCUACAGGCCAGAGGAGCACAUCGACAACCCCAAGGACUACGCUGAUAACAUUGAUGCUCGCGACUAUGAUCGCCGCCUACGAGGCCCCGUCGAUGAGCGCCGCGAGCUCAGCAUCGACGAGGAAACCGGCCUCAAGAACUACAUUGCAUCGGAAGGCUUGGGUAUCGCAACCUCGGCAGGCAUGGUUCGCGACCUGCUCAGACGCUGCAUUGAUCUGGGCCGGCGCUCUCGAGGACAAGGCCCCGACUUUUACGAAGCUCUCCGUCUUCUCGGUACUGCCACGCACUGCCUUGAGGACUACGCUGCUCACUCCAACUACGUUGAGCUUGCCUUGAUCGAGAUGGGUGAAGGUGAAGUCUUUCCUCACGUUGGCAAGAACGCUCGUUUUCAAGUUCGAGAUGCUCGAAAGGAAGUGUACCCCAUUGUCACGGGUACUUUUGGGGGUGUCGAUUUCCUGCACUCCGUGUGUGGAGAGUUUUCGGACAAGGCUACGCAAUCCGAGCUCCAGGAGCUUGAGGGCGCCAUCGCCAACGCAGAAAGGAGCAAGAACAAGAGCAAAAUUAAGGAUCUCCUCAGUAAGCUCCCCGACGGCAUCUUUGGUGGCAAAGAUGAGGCUGGCAAGGCCGAUAAGCUCGAAGACAAUGCCAACGCUGCAGCCAUGGGUAACAUACAAAUCACCCCCAAGGAACCCGAGGCGUUUACUCAGCAGAUCGGGGAACUGGUCAAGCAAAUCUACCCCAUUAUGGAAUUCCACGAUGAGAUUAUGCAAGCCAUCGCUGAGUUCAUCGAGAAGAUUCCUAUCCUGCCAGACUUGAUUGAGGAAGUCCAGAACCAAGUCACAAUAUUCGUCUUCAGUCUGCUUGCACCCUAUAUCUUGCCUAUCCUCAACCAGGUCAAGACUGAGCUCGAAGAGGGCUCGACUGAGGUCAUUGCCAGCUCCCGCGAUAAGCAGCACAUUGUCUUCAACGACGAUGAUUGUACCGACCCCACCCACAGUAUGCUUUCGAAGGAUCAUUUCUCUAACGUACUCAACGAGCCCGCUGGACGAGUAGCUUCAGCCACCAUUGCAUGGGCUGUUCCGCAAAUUGUUCAAUGCUGGGAUGGUGAGGCGGACCCUGAAGUGACCAUUGAUCGCAUCAUCAAGGGAGUAUUCCACCAUCCCGCCUGUGUCACUGGUAUUGAGAAUGAUGCAAUCAUCGAAGGCCGCAAAACCAUGUUCGAUACUGUUCGGACAUGGUGGGGAUCCAAAGACGAGCAAGCGAAGAGAACGUUCCGUGAGCAACUCAGCAGAGGAGGUGUAGAAAAGGGUCAGAACCAUAAGGAAAACGUCCAUGAUAAGGGCCAUGGCUGUGGAAAGCCUCUGGGCAUGGCCAACAACUUUGGCGCGACUGGAGGCAAGGGUGGUGCUCCCAAUGCACAGAUCCAGCAAGCCUCUGAUCAUGUGGGUAAACUCGCAGGCGAAGCCGUCGGCGGCGGUGCCCUGGGUGGACUCGUUGGAGGCCUUGUUGGAGGCAUUGGAGGCUCUAUACUCGGAGGGGCAUUUGCUGAACAGGAGAGGAAGAGUCGCCAGGAGGAAAGAUAUGGCCAAGACGGUUCUUAUACGCAGUCGUACUCUGAAACCGGUCACCACCAAGGAUCCUCGUACGGUGACAGCGACCGCUAUGGGCAUGCCGAGUACCAACAGACACAAUACCCAAGCGGUGGGCGUCGCGAGGAGUACUCUCGUGAAGAGCGAGACAAUCAUGGUGGAUCUUACAGUUACCAGCAGAGGGUCGAGACCUCUAGCUACAGUGGAUCCGGCGGAUAUGAACGUCAUGAAGAGCGUCGCGUCCAGCGUGGUAAUGAGUGGCGUUCUGACGAGACUCGCGAAGGUUUUGACCAAUCAGGACAAUACUACUCAGAAGAGAAAGAGCGACGUGGUUCGGGGGACCAUAGGCGUCACUCCCGCUCUCGUUCUCGCGGACAUGAGCACCGCCGUCAAAAGAGCGGCAGUCGAUCACCUAAGCGUUCUUCCGGGGGUUACGGCCAGGAGCAACGCUACGGCGAGGAGUCUGGAUAUGGUCGCCGCCAACAGGACUAUGGCCGUGAAGAGUCGUACAGGUAUGAAAGUUCGAGUCAUGGCGGCUACUCUGGAGACUCUGGCCGCCAGCAGUCUCGGUAUGGUACUGACUCUUAUAGCUCUGGCGGAUACGGUCGUCAAGAAGAGUCAGGAUACGGUCGUCAAGACAACCAUGGUGGUUCUUAUGGGCAGAGUCACAGCCAACAGAGCUACAGCCGCGAGGAGUCUUACUCUUCUGGUGGAUAUGGCCGCUCUGAAGGCCGCGAAUACGGUGGCGAGCAACCUGAGCGAUCCUACGGUGCUUCGGGAGUUCCUGGCGGUUUUGGUGGCGAAGACGAGUAUGGGGAGAGAAGGCAAGAGCAUGGUUCUGGCAGGUAUGGUGGUAGCAGCGGUGGAUAUGGAGGAUCUAGUGGAUAUGGAGAUGAGGGGUACGGAAGGCGAUACUAAGUAGGCCAUCCUUCGGGUGGGGCCUUUCAUGCCUAGGUGCAGUGCGUAGAGCACCAUGUUGACUUUGUCGUGGUACCUGCAUGAGCACCUAGUGCAUGCAUUUGAUGACUAACGACUAACAAUAUUACGCGAUGUAUUG